AAUACGAUGAUAUUUUCGUAGCGGGCGCGGGAGCCAUGGGUAUCGACCGUCCCGCUACCACUGCUGGACCUCACACCGGAACUCCUCCGAUCAAUAUUAGUUCCCCAGCAAUGCGUCCGGCCGACUCUGCCAAAACGCGGAAAUCCAUCCCUCCUGCUGAGAAACUAGACUUCGAUGUUGUUCUGAAGAAAGCAAAGAAGAACAAGAAGAAGAAGAAGGCCAUGAAGCCUGGCGCUCCAGCGAUGACGACCAUUCGCGGCUUUCACACCCCGGUCACGUCUGGAGGAGAGGAAUCCGACUACUCAGUCAUCCACACUCCGAGGCUUGGUCCCACCAUUGCCGACUUUGGUAGCGUCACCAGCAGUCCAUCUUUAAGGCCAAUCUCUGCCGCUGGAGGUAUCAGCUCGUUGAAGCAAAAGCUUGAGGCUCUUAGCAUCAGCUCUGGGACGACUACGCCUACCAGGAGCAACCUGACUGGAAUGUUACGGUCUGGCAUCUCCAGCAAUGCCAGCGUUUCUGGGCUUGACAGCGAUAGCGACAGGACUGAGAUGGAGAGCUAUGAAGUCAACUUCGAGACCGACUUUGUCAGUUCCAGUGCGCCAGCUAAGACCGAUGAGGUGCAAGAAGGCGGCGAUGUGCGCGGCGCAUCCACCAUGCGCAAGAUGACCGCGAGUGACUUCGAGCCCCUCACCUGCCUCGGGAAGGGGAGUUACGGAACGGUCCUCCUAGUCAAGCAACGCGAGACCGGCCGCCUCUACGCACAGAAGCAGUUCCGGAAGGCCUCCAUGACCGUCCACAAGAAGCUAAUCGAGCAGACCAAAACCGAGCGCGCAAUCCUAGAAAGCGUCAACCGCCACGCCUUCGUCGUAAAGCUCUACUACGCCUUCCAAGACCACGAGAAACUCUACCUGAUCCUCGAAUACGCCCAAGGCGGCGAGCUCUUCCACCACCUCGCGGCCGAGCGCAUGUUCCCGGAAGAAACCGUCGCCUUCUACAUGGCCGAGAUGGUCCUGGCCCUCGACCACCUGCACCGCACCGUCGGCGUCAUCUACCGCGACCUCAAGCCCGAAAACUGCCUGCUCGACUCCGAAGGCCACCUGCUGCUGACCGACUUCGGCCUUAGCAAGGUCGCCUGCGACGGCGAGACCAACUGCAACUCGUUCCUCGGCACGAUCGAGUACAUGGCGCCAGAGGUCAUCGCGGGCGUCAAGUACGGCAUGGCCGUCGACUGGUGGUCCUUUGGCGCGCUCGGCUUCGACCUGCUGACCGGCGCGCCCCCCUUCGCCGGCAACAACCACGCCAAGAUCCAGGAGAAGAUCCUCAAGCAGAAGCUCGUGCUGCCCUACUAUCUAGGGCCCGACGCCAAGGACCUCUUGACGCGCUUGCUGCGCAAGGAGCCCAAGAAGCGCCUCGGCGCCAACAUGCCCAAGGACCUCAAGAUCCUCAAGGAGCACCGCUUCUUCAGGAAGCUCGACUGGCUGAAGCUCGAGAAGCGCGAGCUCGUGCCCCCGAUCCAGCCGCUGAUCACGGACCCCGAGCUCGCGGAGAACUUUGCGAAUGAGUUUACGGAUUUGGCGCUGAGUCCGGUGUCGAGUCGCAAGAGCACGUUCUCAGAGUAUGAUGUUACGAGUGCGGAGCAGAACCCGUUUGGGGGGUUUAGUUUUGUGGCGAGUCAGAGUUUGUUGGAUGGCGGGGAUUGGGGGGUUUAUUGA
Molecule: messenger RNA, 1712 nt
Organism: Mytilinidion resinicola
Lineage: Eukaryota; Fungi; Ascomycota; Dothideomycetes; Mytilinidiales; Mytilinidiaceae
Product: serine/threonine-protein kinase-like protein psk1
Exons: 1
Coding region: 36-1712 (558 amino acids)
Biological process (GO): protein phosphorylation
Molecular function (GO): protein serine/threonine kinase activity; ATP binding
Source: RefSeq, a predicted model, not a curated record